This is a messenger RNA of Panicum virgatum (switchgrass), 1788 nucleotides long. RefSeq lists its product as uncharacterized. Bases 573 to 1583 code for a protein of 336 amino acids. Lineage: Eukaryota; Viridiplantae; Streptophyta; Magnoliopsida; Poales; Poaceae. The record is from RefSeq and is a predicted model, not a curated record. The transcript has a single exon.
CAAGCCAAUAAAACAAGUGCAUAAUAAGCUGCCCCCUGGCUGACUUGAACAGCCGAAAUGCCGAAUCGAACUGAUCGAUCAAUGUUAUCUAUCCCAAGGAUGGAUGCAUCUUCUGUUGACGCCCCUAGAACUAGAACUAGAAGUCUAGAACUAGAUCCACGCCUGCGAUGUCGACGGACACGUGGGUUCGUGGGCAUUUCGGGUCCUCGUCGCAUGGUCUCCUCGAGCGAUCGACGCUUCCAAGGAAGGCCCAAACAAGAACAGUGUUGUUGUUGAUGAUCGCGAGAAAGCAUCGGCCACCCGGCCGAAUCUGCGGCGCCGCCGCCGGCAGAUCACGCUCGCCACGACGCAGCCAAGGAGAAAAACUAACGCACGCUAGAACCUGACAAAACGGGAGAGCCCACUAUAUAAAAAACACGGCCGCGCUCCAUGGAGCCACCUCCCCUCUUCUUCCUCGCAGCUCCCACCCAGCCUCCUCCUACUCUCUACUACCUUCCCUGUCGUCGUCCUCAAGAUAGCGUCGUGCUUCGUCCAUUGAUUUGAAGCAAAGCUAUUAGCUAGCUGCUGCUGCGAUGUCGGCCGGCCGCGGCGCAUCCCAUCAGCAGCAGCCAUCUUGCACCACGGUGCCGCUGGGCAAGUCGGUGCGCCGCGCGCUCCGGGCGGCGAUCGGCAUGCAGAAGAAGCCCAAGGACAAGCCCAAGGUGAAGCCGAAGAAGCCCGACCCGGCGGCCGCGGGCAUCAGCGGCAGCUCCACGGAGCUGAUGAGCUCCUUCUCCAAGGAGGAGGCGGCGGCGAGGAAGGAGUCGGUGGUGCGGGUGGUGCUGUCGAGCGGCGUGGUGGAGGUGUACCCGGGGGUGGUGCUGGCGUGCACCGUCAUCCAGAAGCACCCGCCGGGGCUCUGCCUGGCGCACCCCGACGUGUUCCGCAACCCGCACGGCGCGGUGCUCCGCCCGCUCGAGCCGCUCUUCCCCGGCCAGAAGUUCCUGCUCAUCCCCUGGUCCACCGUCGUCAAGCUCAAGCACAAGAUCCCCGAGAGCUCCAUCGGCGCCUUCGCCGACGAGGAGGACGACACGGGCAGCGACGAGGCCACGUCGUCCACGGAAACGGAAACAGAAACGGAGGAGGACUACCAGAACCGCAGCGGCGGCGGCGCUGCGGAGGAGGAGCGGGACGGUAGCAGCAGCAGCCUCAUGCCGGCGUGCAGCGCGAGGGAGUACUUCGUGGCCAGGGACCGGUGGUCGGCGUGCCGCUUCAGGAGGCUGGUGGAGCAGGGCCUGGCCGUGGAGCCGAGCAGAGACGAUGAGCCGCAGCCGGACCGGAGGAAGGGCAAGGCAAGGAAGAAGCAGGGGAUGAAGAAGAAGAAGAGCACGGGGUGUAAGAAGCGGAGAGAGCGUCGUCCAGCCGCUGGGCCGGCGGCGGCGGCGGGGUUGAGGGCGUUCGUGACGCCGAGGAGGAGGACGUGGGAGCCCAGCCUGCCGUCGGUGGAGGAGGAGGAGAACGCCGUCUCUCCCGUCGAGUCUCCUGCAGCAUCCUCCGGAGGAUCGGAGUCGGAGUUGUUCCCAACCCAUGAUGAUCAUGCGUGAUUCAGGAGCAGUAAGUUGUUGCACAUAGUUAGUUAGUCCCCAUCUAUCACAGACCUUGUGUGUCCUGGUCCGUCCGUAUGUGCAUUUUCCCUUGGUCGAUCAGAAUAGUAUAUGUUCCACGACCUUGUUGUGAUCGAUCUUGUUGAGUUGUUGGUGUCUUGUGCUUUGAUGUUGUCGUGGCAAUGCAUUUUUUAGUUUACCGCCC